This is a messenger RNA of Misgurnus anguillicaudatus (oriental weatherfish), 1660 nucleotides long. The record is from RefSeq and is a predicted model, not a curated record. Lineage: Eukaryota; Metazoa; Chordata; Actinopteri; Cypriniformes; Cobitidae.
UUUAAUUUCCUUUUUUAUAGAAAACUAUUUUCUCCAUUUGUGCAACCAACCACCACCAGGCUGUGGCUACAUUUCUACGGAUGGACAGACAGACAGAUAGAUAAAUAAUUUCAUUGAAUGAAAACUAGCAGUCAGGUUGCCUUGUUGAUCAGAUAUUCCCUCAUAUUUUCAGCUGAUCCCGGAUCAGCUGCAGAUGAAUGACAGUAGGCUAUAUGAUGUGGUAGGAUGGACCCGGUGGAGUAAUGACUCAAGCUCUCAGUCAGCCAGUCCGUCAUUCAGUGUGUUCAAUGGGUUAAUCCACGAUGUGAGGAAAAUAUCUGAUGCUUUAUCACACGAACCAAAUUCGCACCUUUCUUUUUUAUGGACAACAAUAUCCAGCUUUACUGUUGCUCUGACAGCGAUGUUUAUUGAUUGUUGUCGGAUCAGUUGAUGGAUGAGCCUCGUGUGUGUGAGUGUGCAGUCUUUCAUGAGCAGCGUGUGAUUUUUUUUUACCUGUGAAUCACUUAAAGACGGAAACUAUCGACUGGAUUUCGUCAAAUAUUAUGGAGGUAACUUACCGAUGAUUCCCGGGGGUCUUUAGAGUGGAUCGGAGUUGCAGGAAAAGUCCAACUGUUUUUUUUUUUUGUUGCUUUUUACUGGAAGUGAGACGCGUGUGCGGAUAAUUCUCUGGAAAAACAGAAACGCACUGUGUCCACUCCCGUUUGAAUCCGAUGGAUUGAAAUAACACACCGGGAUCAUCUGGAUUCCGCAGCGAUAUAUCGGCACAACGGGAUCUCCAUCACUUUCAAACAUUGCCAACAAAAACCUUUAAAGAGGCAGCGCUCCUCCUGUCAUCGAGCCAGUCUGUGAAACCCCCGUGAUGACACCAGCACAUCCCUCUUCAGAGAGUGACAUGAGGACGAGAUGAGAGACCGCCUGUGUGUGACUUAUGGCUGAAUGAACGAAUGAAUGAGUGACUACCUGCUGAAAAAUUAACUAGGCAUUUCUGGGCACUCGAUGCUAAAGGACUUGCGUUGGGACAGAGUGUGGCUGUGGCUCUCUGGGACGGUCUGCUGUGCUCCGAGCUGGAGUGCGCUGUCAGAUGGAGGAUGCCAAUCUGGAUCCGGACCCUCGGAUAAAGGGGUCUGAGGGUGAGGGGCUGUGUGUCCUGAACGGUGGUGGUGAGGACGGCACUGGGACGGAGCCUGUUGUGCUUCAGUAUCCUGUAGAGUAUGAUCAGUACGGGGAGAAGAUGCCAUUCCACCAUGUGACGGCAGGACUGCUGUACAAGGGGAACUACUUGAGUCGGUCUCUAUCCGACCACAGUAACAGCGAGCAGCUCGCCAACAUCUCUGUGGAGGAACUAGAUGAGAUCCGGGAGGCGUUCAGGGUCCUGGAUCGGGAUGGAAAUGGGUUCAUCUCCAAGCAAGAGCUUGGCAUGGCAAUGCGCUCACUAGGGCACAUGCCCAGUGAAGUGGAGCUGGCAAUAAUCAUGCAGAGAUUAGACAUGGAUGGUGACGGACAAGUGGACUUUGAUGAGUUCAUGACGAUACUCGGACCAAAGCUCCUCUCCUCUGAAACACGGGAAGGUUUCCUUGGAAACACAAUAGACAGCAUAUUUUGGCAGGUAAGGACAAUUUAUGCAGGCGCUUUUAAAGGACUAAACAUCAAAGAACUUUGA